Messenger RNA from Cydia splendana, 399 nucleotides. RefSeq lists its product as uncharacterized. The transcript has a single exon. The coding region runs from base 1 to 399 and encodes 132 amino acids. NCBI's taxonomy places the organism in Eukaryota, Metazoa, Arthropoda, Insecta, Lepidoptera, Tortricidae. The record is from RefSeq and is a predicted model, not a curated record.
AUGUUUUCGUCUAUAUUUGGCAAACGGCGCUCGUCACCAAUUGAAGACGACACGCCACCCAUACCUGGACCGAAAGUAGGAGACAGUUUCGUUAUAGUAAACCCAUCGCCCCCAGGGGGAAGUUUGUACCCAAGUGUGCCUGGCGCUGGAGUUCCAGGGUAUCCUGUGGCACCUUCUCGGCCAGCUCCUCCGGCACCAGUACAGAAUCCUAGCGUAGAGAGCUUCCACUAUCUGCAAGGGGUUCCUUUUUCGCUCUGUCGUGAACUUCAAAUGGCGAGCAAUAAGGAUGCAUUCGCAACCGAAAUCAGCGACCUCUUGGCUUUCCUAACGAACAAGGUGAACAUCAACAGCUACAACUACGAUUUCUCAAUUGAAAAGAGUGUUUUGAAAGAGUGUUAA